GGGGCGGGCCGGGCCGUGCCGGGCGGCGGCCAUGGAGCCCCGCGGCCGUACCGUGCAGGGCGCGCCCUGGGGCCCAGCGGGCGGGCAGGAGCCGCCGGGCCCCGGCUUCGCCCCCGCGUACUGGAGCCCCGCGCAGCCCCGAGCGUACGGGCUCGGGCUCGGGCCCUUCCCCGGCGGAGCGGACGCGCAGGGGCAGCAGGUACGGGGCGCGGGGGGGCCGGGUUCACCUCCCACCCCCCCCAAGGGAAGCGGCCCCUCCCGCCGCUCAGCGCCCGUCCUUGGGCGCCGCGUUUUCCCUGUUUCUCCCUUUCCUCCUUCCCAGGGCAUGGACUCUCCCUACACCAACGGAGCCUACGCCGCCCCGUACCCUCCCGCCGCUCCGCACCGCACCGCGCCGCCGCAGACGCAAAGCUACAGCUCCUCCGGGCCGCCCCGCAGCCCCUACCCCGCCGACAGCGCGGCCCCGUACCGGGCCCCUCCUCCCGCCCCUCCGUGGGGCUGCGGCACGCAGGACUGCCCGGCCGAGGGCUGCUCGCUGCGCAGGCAGCAGGCGGCCGGGUUCUCCCCGCCGCAGACCCCGGGGAUGCCGGUGCCACAGUAUCCGUAUGGAGACCACAGCCCCGGGGCCAGCCCGCAGCCCAGGGCCCAGGAGGAGGUGUGGGCUCCCCCCGCCUAUGGGGUGCAGCCCCGGUACGCGUGGCCCGCUGCUCCGGCACACGGGAACCCGUUCCUCUCCGAAUCACACCCGCCCUGGACUGGCAGCGGGGCUGCAUCUCACCCUCCUGCGUGGGACUCAAAGGAAUCUGCUUAUGACAAACCCGAGCAAAGUACAAACCAACACAGCUACUACUCUGAUGUCAAUCACCAGCACUCUGGGACAAUGAAUGACCACAAACCACCCGCUCUGCUCAAUGCCAAGUCAUCUUCCUCCAACCCCAAGGUGCAGUACAGCGCACAGCCCCAGAUGUACAACAGCGCAGUUUGGAAGCACUUGGCUGGGAACCAGGAGGCAGGCUUCAGAGCUGGCAACCACGCUUCAAUGAAUUCUGCAGCCAUCCAGCCAGAGAUUCAGAGAAUCCUACACGUUACAGAGGAGGCUGAACAGCUGGAACAAGAGGUGGAUGAAUUUGUAGGAAAAAAGACAGACAAAUCCUACCGGCUUCUGGAGGAGAUGCUGACCAAGCUGCUGUUAGAACUGGAUUCCAUUGAGACUGGUGGGCAGGACAGCGUCCGGCAGGCCAGGAAGGAAGCUGUCCACAGAAUUCAGGCCAUACUGGAAAAACUGGAAAGGAAGGGAUUGUGAAAGCCUAUCAGCCACAACGCAGCCUGUUGUGGAGGUUCCAAAGAGUUUGUCCAAAUCUCAGCUCUUUCUGCUAAGCACUAUUGACAAGGAGAAAGCAAUAAGUCCUGAUUUAAAAGAGAAAAACAGACCCACAGGAAAGCCCAGCCCCAGCAAACAGCUUGGCAGUGGACCAGUGAAGAGAAGAUGAAAGCAGCAAACCGAGUUGUUUGCUCCGGGAUGCGAAGAGGCAGCACCACCCGAGGUACUUAGCACUGCGGAGCGCUCCGGGGGUCUGCGUCCUCUCCCUCAGCAAGAAGAAAAUCACUGCACAGAGCAAAGCUCCCCAAACCAGGCCCAAACCAUGGCACCUCCUGGAGCCACAGUUGCAGCACUCAUCACCUUCGUCGCCGUGCAGCCAUAAACCCAGGCCCUUGGCUCGUCCAUCACCGCGUGUGCUUUCAGCUUCAGAUCCCUUGCCACAAAAGCCGGUGUGUGUCGUGCCGGGGUUCUGUUUGUUCCCAGUGCACCCCAGUAGCUCCGUUGACGUGCUGCAGAAAGCAGCCCCGGAGGCAGCGCAGCGGCGUGCUGCUCCCUCUGCUGUGAAGCUGUUCCGUGAUGUCCUGUGGAUGUGGGAACGCAGCCUGCAACUCCCAAUUCUGCCACGGGAAAAGACGGGCGCGGGCGGAGCCGUGCCGCAGCAGCGCAGCCCUGGCCGGGGGGACGUGCAGAAAUGCUUUUCAGGUCCCGUGGGUGGAAUCCACUUUUUAAUGGUAACGUCCUUUCUCGUUCUGCCGGGUCCGUGUUCACUGCGCGUCCGUUCUGUGCGGAGCGCAGAGCUCAGCCUGCCGUUAACCUGGUUACAACAUGCUCAGCGAAUCAUUGCCGUGUGUAACGAGACAAUAAACCCUGACGCGUUUUAAAUGUUAUUUUGUAA
This is a messenger RNA of Numida meleagris (helmeted guineafowl), 2216 nucleotides long. It is a transcript of the gene BAG4, whose product is annotated as BCL2 associated athanogene 4. Gene Ontology annotation, cellular component: nucleus; membrane; cytosol. Gene Ontology annotation, biological process: protein stabilization. The coding region runs from base 32 to 1303 and encodes 423 amino acids. The transcript has 4 exons. The record is from RefSeq and is a predicted model, not a curated record. Gene Ontology annotation, molecular function: protein-folding chaperone binding; adenyl-nucleotide exchange factor activity. Lineage: Eukaryota; Metazoa; Chordata; Aves; Galliformes; Numididae.